AUGUAUCUCAAGGCAGUUGCGUCAUCUGUGCUACUUCUUUCAAGCCUAUCCUCGGCACAUCCAGGGCAUGAUGCCACCGAAGAGAUCCUUGAGAGAAGAUCAUUCAAAAAUUCUGUCCGUCAUGCUUCUCUCGCUCAUUGUGCCGAUAAGUUAAAGGCUCGUGGGGUCCAGGGUCGCAACAUGGAGCGGAGAGCGGCAACUGCUGCGAUGGCUCGACUCUCCCGAGGUAUUUCCAAACGGGAUACAGACUCUGUUCUCGCCGAAUCGCACAAUAAGACUAGUCUGGGAUAUUCCGAAAAUACCAGUAUUUCGGAUCUCUUUUCAGGGAACGCGUCAUGCGUACUCACACCCGAAGUUACACAAGGCCCCUAUUACGUCGGAGGAGAAUACAUCAGAAAGAACGUCACCGAGGGCCAGUCGGGCGUUGACAUCCUUCUAGACUAUCAAGUUAUCGACGUGGGUACGUGUGAUCCCGUCCCGAACGUCUACGUCGAGAUCUGGCAUUGCAACUCCACUGGCGUCUACUCCGGCGUCGUUGCCAACGGCAAUGGAGAGUCAUCAGACGAAACCAACAUCAACAAGACCUUCCUUCGAGGCAUUCAAAAAACCGACUCGGACGGCGUGGCACAGUUUGACUCCCUCUUCCCCGGACACUACACGGGUCGAACCACACAUAUCCAUGUCAUGGUUCACACGAACGCCACCGAGUUGUCAAACCACACACUCGGCAACGAGGUGUAUGCCAGCCACGUUGGACAGGCUUUCUUCGAUCAGGACCUCAUUACUUCCGUUGAGAAGGUUGAGCCCUAUGCAUCCAACACGCAGUCAUUGACUAAGAACUCGGAUGACAGCAUUUUGGCUGAGGAAGCCGACACGGUUGACCCCCUCAUGGCCUACACACUGUUGGGAAACAGUGUCAGUGAUGGCCUCUUCGCUUGGUUGGCAUUUGGUAUCAACACAUCGUAUGUAAGCGAAGUACAGCCCGCGUCUUUCUAUUACGAAUCCGGUGGUGUUGAGAACCCAAACUCGGGCGGCGGUGGCCCUGGUGGAAAUGGAGGCGGCCCUCCUCCAAGCGGAGGACCAAGUGGCAGACCUGGCGGAACAAAUGGUACGGGUACAUCGGGUGGUAUCGCGUCGCCAACUAGUGUCAGCAUGGGAAAUAGGUAUACGAUUGGUGCGGUGACAUUAUCCUUGGUUGGGUUCUUGUUGCCUCUGCUUUGGUUGUAG
Messenger RNA from Pochonia chlamydosporia 170, 1227 nucleotides. Its product is annotated as extracellular dioxygenase. The record is from RefSeq and is a predicted model, not a curated record. NCBI's taxonomy places the organism in Eukaryota, Fungi, Ascomycota, Sordariomycetes, Hypocreales, Clavicipitaceae. The transcript is spliced from 2 exons. Gene Ontology annotation, molecular function: oxidoreductase activity, acting on single donors with incorporation of molecular oxygen, incorporation of two atoms of oxygen; ferric iron binding. Bases 1 to 1227 code for a protein of 408 amino acids.